CAACAGCACAACCACCAUGUCGCGCACGUCGAUUCUCGGCUCUCUGCCAAAGCCAAAAUACAGCGGCGAAGAUGAGGAGCUCCCGACACACACACAGCAGAAGGGGCCGAAGGUGAUCGCCGCGCGAGAUCUGGAAUCCUCCCAAUUGACCGUCAAGCGGAGCGGACCACCACCAUACGGCCAGCGAUCAGGAUGGCGACCUCGAAAUGCGGAAGACUUUGGCGACGGUGGCGCGUUUCCCGAAAUACCUGUCGCACAAUACCCGCUGGAUAUGGGAAGGAAGAACGUGCCAUCGAGCUCGAACGCGCUCGCGCUACAGGUCGACGCCGAGGGUAAGGUGAAGUACGACGCGAUCGCGAGACGAGGACAUGGCGAGACUCGAAUCGUGCACGCGAGCUUCAAGGACUUGAUUCCACUGCGACAACGGGCAGACGCGGGCGAGAUCAAUCUGGAGAAGCCAAGUGAAGAGGAAGUAGAGGCAACAAAGCAGAGAACACAACUUGCACUGCAAGGACUGGUCAAUGGAGCGCUGGCAGCACAGAAGCCCAAGAAUGUCAAGGGCACCAACAGACCAGAGCCGACAUUCGUGCGAUAUACUCCUGCGGAUCAGAUGGGCGACAAGAGCAAGAAGCAGGAUCGAAUCAUGAAAAUUGUGCAGAGACAGCAAGACCCUAUGGAGCCGCCAAAGCACAAGAUUAAGAAGGUCCCUCGUGGACCUCCAUCCCCGCCACCGCCCGUCAUGCACUCCCCGCCGCGCAAACUGACCGCAGAGGAUCAAGAGAACUGGAGGAUCCCACCACCCGUGUCGAAUUGGAAGAACUCGAAGGGAUACACUGUGCCGCUGGACAAGCGAUUGGCAGCAGAUGGCCGAGGCCUGCAGGAUGUGACCAUCAAUGACAAAUUUGCACAGUUCGCUGAGGGUCUCCACGUCGCAGAUCGACAUGCCAGGGAGGAGGUACAGCAGAGAGCUAAGAUGCAGCAGCGACUGGCUGAGAAAGAAAAAGAGGCUAAGGAGGAGAACCUGCGCCAGCUGGCAAUGAAGGCACGUGCAGACAAGGAGGCAGCCAUGGCGCAGCGGCGUGGAUCCGAUCGUGGACGUUCAAGGAGCCGGUCCGUGGAUAGCAGGUCGUCUUAUUCAUCGUACUCAUCCCGAUCACGAAGCGACAGCAGGAGUAGGAGCCGGAGCCGGAGCCGGAGCCGAAGCCGCAGUGGUGGCCGGGACGAUGGGGAGAAGGAGCGAAGAGCGCGUGAGAAGGCCAGAGCAGAGCGGAAACGCGAGGCUCAGCGGGAGAUGCGACAAAAGAACAUGGGCCAUGAGCGAAGGAUGAAGAUGAUGGCUCGAGAGCAGGGACGUGAUAUCAGUGAAAAGGUUGCGCUGGGGCUGGCCAAGCCAACACAGAGCAAGGAAGCCAUGUACGACUCGCGUCUCUUCAAUCAGAGUUCCGGCCUCGCUGCUGGAUUCAAUGAGGACCAAGCGUACGACAAGCCUCUAUUCGCGAGCCGUGAUGCGUUGAACUCGAUAUACCACUCCGGGGCAGCAGACGAUGAUGGCGAGGACGAUGGAGAGACAUUGGAGAAGAUUCAGGGCACGAAACGGUUUGAUGGCCUUGGAAGAGCGCCGAAGGACGGAUUCAAAGGCACAGACACAGUCGAGAAGAGGACUGGCCCUGUGCAGUUCGAGCGCGAUCGCGGCGACGACCCCUUUGGCGUAGAGGCGAUGAUUGCAGAGGCUUCAGACAAAGCAAACAAACGCUCCGCCGAGGAUGACGGAGGCGGCCGCGGGAAGAAGGCGAGAGUGGACGAUGAGUGACAUUGAAAUUGUACAAGGUAUGUAGCAAAUCUCGCGUUGGGGCGCAGUUUCUCGAGCGACAUGCAGGCUUCAGCUCUCAUCGAUUUUCAUCAACGUCCUUGCACUCGUGAAGGCGAGCUCAACGCUGCCUUUGUACACAGUGCACGAUGUCCGAAGCACAAGUCUCUGAAGUCUCGCGCGCUUCACUACCGCGCAACGAGGAACAGCGCCUUGUUCUGUCUCCAUU
Messenger RNA from Cercospora beticola, 2036 nucleotides. RefSeq names its product mRNA splicing protein PRP45 (gene PRP45). Lineage: Eukaryota; Fungi; Ascomycota; Dothideomycetes; Mycosphaerellales; Mycosphaerellaceae. Gene Ontology annotation, cellular component: spliceosomal complex. Gene Ontology annotation, biological process: mRNA splicing, via spliceosome. The record is from RefSeq and is a predicted model, not a curated record.